Molecule: messenger RNA, 3522 nt
Organism: Amphibalanus amphitrite
Lineage: Eukaryota; Metazoa; Arthropoda; Thecostraca; Balanomorpha; Balanidae
Gene: TM9SF3
Product: transmembrane 9 superfamily member 3-like
Exons: 14
Coding region: 418-2154 (578 amino acids)
Biological process (GO): protein localization to membrane
Cellular component (GO): membrane
Source: RefSeq, a predicted model, not a curated record
AGCUGGUACUUGGUGAGUACACCUUUCAUCACUAAACUAGCUGACGCAGACAACGAACUGCGGCGAAUGUGGAGGAACACAUACGAAUUGUUCAUUGAUAAACAUACGCGUGUUUUCAUUUUGUCAGUAGUGUUUUUAUAUACCUUGCAUUUUGUGACCCGCGUUGGUGGUGUAAAAAUAUAACUCGAAAAAUUGUGUUGAUCAAUUGAGUGUAGACGUGUAGACAUAAUAAUUGUAUGAAUGGUUUAAUUGAUCGGUCUACCAUACUGCCUUACGAAGCUGCUGUCUUCGUCACACUGGAGGGUACCGCGAUUGUGAUUGUGAAGAUGCGCGGUUGCUAAGUUGAAUUUGGCCAUGUUAUGAUUAAUUUCAACUAAGAUUGCAUUGGAACUGAGAAGUCCACACACAGGCAAAGUUAUGGCUGGGCUAAGGGACAUAUUGCUAAUUGUUGUUGCGUUCUCUGUCUGCACUGGAGAUGAGCACGAUCACAAGUACUCAGCUAACGAGGAGGUGGUGUUGUGGAUGAACACGGUCGGACCGUACCACAACCGCCAGGAGACCUACAGCUACUUCUCGCUGCCCUUCUGCCGCGGAAACAAGGCGGGCAUCAGCCACUACCACGAGACGCUCGGAGAGGCGCUGCAGGGCGUCGAGCUGGAGUUCAGCGGGCUGGACAUCCAGUUUGGAGUGAACCAGCCCAAGGAGACAUACUGUCAGAUAGAGCUGGACGAGGAGGGUCUGGCCGCGUUCCGGUACGCGGUACUGAACCACUACUGGUACCAGAUGUACAUCGAUGAUCUGCCCAUCUGGGGCAUCAUUGGAGAGGCGGACGAGGAUGGCGAGUACCUGUGGACGCACAAGCGGCUCGACAUCGGUGUCAACGACGGCAGCAUCGUCGACGUCAACCUCACCUCCGAGGCCAAGUUCAAGCUGCAUGUGGGCGCCAAGAUCCCGCUGACGUACGAGGUGGUGUGGAAGAAGUCGCCGGUCAAGUUCGAGGACCGCUUUGACAAGUACCUGGACCCCAGCUUCUUCCAGCACAGGAUCCACUGGUUCAGCAUCUUCAACAGCUUCAUGAUGGUCAUCUUCCUGGUGGGGUUGGUGUCGAUGAUCCUGAUGAGGACGCUGAAGAAGGACUACCAGCGCUACAGCAAGGACGAAGAGAUGGACGAUGUGGAGCGGGACCUGGGAGACGAGUACGGCUGGAAACAGGUUCACGGAGACGUGUUCCGGCCGGCCAGCUACCCCAUGCUGUUCUCAGCGCUGGUCGGCACUGGAUGUCAGGUUGCCGCCGUGGUGCUGUUCGUAGUGCUGAUCGCCAUCGUCGGCGAACUGUACACGGAGCGGGGCAGCCUGCUCAGUACGGCCAUCUUUGUGUACGCCGCCACCAGUCCCGUCAACGGCUACUUCGGCGGGGCGCUCUAUGCCAGGAUGGGCGGAAAGGUGUGGAUCAGGCAGAUGGUGGUAUCGGCCGCUCUUCUGCCGACCCUGGUCUGCGGCACCGCCUUCCUCGUCAACUUUAUCGCCCUCUACUACCACGCCAGCCGGGCCAUCCCCUUCGUCACCAUGCUGGCGGUGGCCUGUAUCUGUUUGUUCGUCAUCCUGCCUCUGACUCUGGUGGGCACUGUCCUCGGACGGAAUCUGAACGGACAAGCCGACUUCCCGUGCCGUGUGAACGCGGUGCCACGUCCGAUCCCUGAGAAAAAGUGGUUCAUGGAGCCGUGGGUCAUCAUCCCGCUGGGCGGAGUCCUGCCCUUCGGCAGCAUCUUCAUCGAGAUGUACUUUAUCUUCACGUCGUUCUGGGCGUACAAGAUCUACUACGUGUACGGCUUCAUGCUGCUGGUGUUGCUGAUUCUCUCCGUGGUAUCGGUGUGUGUCACCAUCGUCUGCACCUACUUCCUGCUGAACGCAGAGGACUACCGCUGGCAAUGGACCAGUUUCCUGGCCGGGUGCUCCACUGCCGGCUACGUCUACCUCUACUCCAUCUACUACUUCUUCUUCAAGACCAAGAUGUACGGCUUCUUCCAGACGGCCUUCUACUUCAGCUACAUGGGCCUCUUCAGCACCGUGCUAGGCAUCAUGUGCGGUACCAUCGGCUACCUGGGAACCAGCUACUUUGUCCACAAGAUCUACAGCACCGUCAAGAUCGACUAGUUUACCGACGACGUCUUAGUAUUCGUACACCUACCAGACGAAAAAGGCAGGAAAGCCACACGGUGAUUCGGCCGACCGUCUAUCAGUGAAGUUAUAUCGGCGAGUUGUGUUGUGUGAUGAAAAUUCAGCACCGCCUCGAUCGUGGCGUCGACCCUUCACCAGCGAGUAUUCGUGUGCUUGUGAGAGACGAGUCGGUCACAUUAGCUCUUCAGGGAAGAGUUUGUGGUGAGAAGUGACACGAACUGAUCGAGGGACGCUAGUUGAGUGUUGUUAAAAAGCUGAGACCGUCCGCCGAGGCUGGUGUAGCUUCUGUCUCUUGCUGCUUGGGUGGACUAUAUUCACGAGGCGCUGGGAUGCCAGCUAGACUUCUAUUGCUGAUGAUUAGUGGGAUGGACCACGGCCACUAUAGCCUCUCUCACACUCGCACUCUGAGCUACAAGUGGACUCUGGUGCUGAGCUACGAGCACCAAGCAGACGGGGAGUGUGAACUAUAAACGCUCUUUAGCGUCGGCUAGAAGCAGACCCGAACUGUGGCCCCGUGAGUUCACGGAACUCCCGUGAGUUCCGUGAGAUCCGCUCGUAGUUCGGUCGGACUCUGAGCUAUGAACGGCUCGGACUAUGAGCCAUGGAGAGCAUGCAUUGUUAGCCACGGAGACCCCAGACUCUAAAGCUAUUGAGAGCCUAUACUGUGAGCCUGGAGCGUCUGGGAGCUAUGGAGAGCUCCUACUGUGAGCCACAGACCCGUUACUGUGAGCUAUGAAGGACCUGGACCGUUUAAUGCUAUGGAGAGCCCGGCGUAUUGUGAACAGUGAACUGCCCCGGACUCUUAGCUCGGAAUGGCCUGGAAUCCUCGCCCUUAACGGCUGGGACUCUCGGCUCUAAUCGGCUCGGACUACGCUCCAGUCGGUCAGGACUCUGCGUCCCGAGCGUCCUGUGUUUUGUUUUACCGCUCUCCGGCCGGUACUAGCCGGUCUGACGCCUCCCGCCGCGUCUGUGAUACUAUCACGCGGUGUAACUGUGUGUGUGUCUGUCUGUCCGUGUGUGCCUGUGUGUCUCCUCUUGCUGCCUACGGGUGUACGUUACGCCGGGGGUUUUCGGAGCACGGAUUUCGCGGGCCGAUGCGUGGAUGCACUCCAUUCCUCCGUGCACUGUGGGCCACGCCGCGCAGCACUGGUUUACGGGACAUAGGGUGAUCGGGAGACUGGGGAAUUCUGUCGAUUUUUCGGGGUAAAUCGGCGGGGACGACUGCCGCGGUCGUUCUAUUUAUGUUGUUUGCGUUAUUUAACGUUAGGCCGCCGCGGCGCAUCCGUUAUGAGGUGUUAAUCUAGCCUUGACGAGAAUAAUUGUAAAUAUAUAAAAUAAUGUCAA